Molecule: messenger RNA, 3881 nt
Organism: Tachysurus fulvidraco (yellow catfish)
Lineage: Eukaryota; Metazoa; Chordata; Actinopteri; Siluriformes; Bagridae
Product: serine/threonine-protein kinase SIK1-like
Exons: 12
Coding region: 828-2867 (679 amino acids)
Biological process (GO): protein phosphorylation; microtubule cytoskeleton organization; intracellular signal transduction
Cellular component (GO): cytoplasm
Molecular function (GO): tau-protein kinase activity; ATP binding; protein serine/threonine kinase activity
Source: RefSeq, a predicted model, not a curated record
CUUAAGGUCAUCUUACAAAAUGUCAUCAUACAUCCUGAAUUAUGAUAUAGUCGGAUGAUAUGAAAUUGUAAUGAACACCAUUUGUUGAAGAAAAAAGGGAACUUUAUUAGCACAAGGUUAAGAUUUAAUAUUUGGCCAAUACUAAGGUUAAUACAUUGACAUGGAGCCCCAAAUGACUCAUCAUAGACCCCUGAAAAACAUUUCACUUAACCAUAUGGUAGAUGCUCUUUUAACUACUCCACAUAGUCAAUAGAUUUCACUGUGUUCGCUGUUGUUUGAUGAAUUCUAUGCAAUGAGUUAUAAAGAAUAAACCAAUACAAAUGUUAAGAGCCCCCCUAUGAAAAUGAAAUGCCUAUCAAUCUACCUAGAAUCUAUUUUGUAUGUUCUGGUGACGGCCCUGCAUGUAGCCUACUGUAUUAUGUCAUUUUCUUUACAUAUUUGUGUUACACUAUUAGCACCAUUCUUAUGUUAAGCUGUUUGAUGCGCCUCGUGCGGAGUGGGACGUGGCUUGCGUUGCUUAGCAGCGUGGGCUCCUGCGCGCGCCCUGCUCCGUUCUUUGACGCCAGAGUGACGUUAAUAAAGUGAGUGAGUGAGUCGGACCGCUUAUUGUGGCGAAUUAAGACCGAGUCUACAGAGAGGAUUGUGAGCAGCGGUAUCCAGAGACAGCAAGAGAAGUGAUUUUUAAACUUCAUCUUAAAAAGAAACAAAUGGCGUGAAUGAGGCGCAAAGCAAAAUUGCAGGAAUUUUAGCUCAGAGGAAAACAGCAGCUUGUUUACAGACGGAGGCUUUAACAUGUUAUAGUCCACACGUAGUUAUUGACAAUAACCAUGGUGGUGUUGUCAGAUGAUGGGCCAGAUGCAAUGAACCAGAUUGGUAAACCUCUGCAGGUUGGCUUCUAUGAGAUCAUCCGUACGCUGGGGAAAGGAAACUUUGCUGUGGUGAAGCUGGCACGACACAAAGUCACUAAAACACAGGUUGCCAUUAAAAUCAUCGACAAAACCCACUUGAAUGCAUCAGACUUGGAAAAACUCAACAGGGAAGUUAAAAUCAUGAAGCUUCUGAAGCAUCCACACAUCAUCAGACUCUACCAGGUUAUGGAAACCAAGAACAUGUUGUACAUUGUAACCGAGUAUGCUAAUAAUGGUGAGAUGUUCGAUUAUCUUGCACGCAACGGUCAUCUGAGUGAGGAAGAAGCUCGCAAGACUUUCUGGCAAAUUCUCUCAGCUGUAGAAUAUUGCCACAGAUGCCACAUUGUACAUAGAGACCUGAAAGCUGAAAAUUUACUACUGGAUAGCAACAUGAACAUCAAGCUUGCAGACUUUGGUUUUGGAAAUUUCUUUGUACCUGGAAAGCCUCUUAAUACCUGGUGUGGAAGUCCACCUUAUGCAGCACCGGAGAUGUUCCAGGGAAAUGAAUAUGAAGGACCACAGCAAGACAUAUGGAGUCUAGGUGUAGUAUUGUAUGUGUUGGUGUGUGGAUCGCUGCCAUUUGAAGCUGACUCACUUCCAGCCCUGAAACAGCGUGUCAUAGAGGGACGCUUUAGGAUUCCUUACUUCAUGUCACAGGGGUGUGAGGACCUGAUACGGAGGAUGCUGGUUGUGGAUCCGGCCAAACGUAUCAGUCUGAAACAAAUCAAACAGCACUGCUGGAUGAAAAUUGCACCAAAAACAGUGUGCCAGUCUUUAUUUGACCCUCCUGACCAGGAAAGGCACUGCCAGGAAAAGACAUACAAUGAGCAAGUACUCAGUCUCAUGCAGACACUGGGCAUUGACAAGCAGAGGACCACUGAAUCUUUACAGAAUGACAGCUACAACCACUUUGCUGGCAUUUAUUGGCUUUUGCUCGAGCGACUGAAUGAACAAGAGCAAAUCAGAAAAGCUCCAGACUGGUCUAAAAAGCUUUGUUACAAACAACCAGUGUUGGGAAAUGUAUUAGAUACAAGUCCACUUAUGUUCGAGGACAGAAACUCUUCCUCUCCCAGCAGCUUAAUGCAUGCUGGGUUAAGCAGUGCAGUACAAGUUAAAAACGUGGAUGAAGAGGAGAAGCAGUUACCUCUUGACUAUACAACUGGAAACAGGGGCACGAUACAUAGACACACAGACUCUGAGAGGUCCUCCUUUAAAAGCUGGUGUCACCCACCUAACAUUGUGUUGGAUCUAGUAGACAGUGUCACUGUAGACAGCUCACCCACCUCUUCCUUCACUGCCACCAGUGCCUCAAUCACUUCCCUCGGUGCUCUUUUACACCCACAACGCCCUAUGAACCAAGACCAGGGACAGCAUCCGUUUUCAGUGAAAUUAGAAAGAAGUCCUCUCACUCAUUCUCCUGUCCUGUUGUUCCAAACAAGUCUCCAAUUUCCUAAUUUCCAGGAGGGCAGAAGAGCCUCAGAUACCUCACUGCCACAAGGUCAGUGGGCUUUCCAUGAGCAUUUGGGCAAAAAUGUUCACACAACAGGCCAGUUUGGUUUGAGCAAAGUUCCCGUUCAGUACACAUGGCCCCCGAUGCCUAACCUAGAACAUACUAAUAAACCUCCGAAACAAUCAUGGGGGAAUCUUCAUGGCCCGACUGUAAGCCUUCAGCACCAUCAGUGGACAUCUAACAUUCGUUGUCAUUAUCCCCAUCUGCUACAAAAACCAUGUCCUCAUCCUCCUCCUACUGCAGCUAUCCAGAAUCACUCCAUCCACCCAGCACUAGACUCUGUGCGUCACUUAUCUUCUUUAUCCACUUCAGGUUACCACAAAUUCCACCACAGCCCUUUAUCUCCCCUUCACACACCUCAGUGUCUGUUUUCUCCUCGCCAAGGUCCACCAGCUCAAACUUUCUGUCUGCCAGCAAACUACUUGUGCUCUGCUUCUAGCUCAUGCUGAUGUCUGUUAGUAGUAAUGGAGGUUUCACUGUACCUGGUUAUAUCUUUGACAAUAAUUGUCAAUAAGCAAAAAGAUUUGUUCCAUUUACAAUAGAAAUGGCAAAUCUCUCAUUUGGAAAGAACAUCUGAAAUUACAAGAACAAAGGACACUCGGCCUCUAUGCACUAUAAUUUAUAUAAUGUAUAUAAUCACUAUGAAAUACAUAUAAAAAAUAUCCUAUUUCUAAUCCCAAGCACCUUAUCCAAGACCCUUGUUGAGUGUAUUUCCUGAUGUGUUUAAAUAAGCAAUAAUUAUUCUUUCUGUGAUUCUUGUUUUGCUUGAUGUCUCCAAUAUAAUCUGACUGCGACUGGAGUGGAUAAAUGAUAAUAGAUAAUUUAUCAUAACAUUGUGAUCACACAAUGUGUUUCAUUUUUUGUAUGUAUCUGUAUUUAUUCAUCCUUUGCAUAUAAUUUUUUUUUUUUUGCCAAACCAAAGAUAUAUUUCUUAAUUUAUUGUAAUUUAAUGCAAUGUUUCCAAAUUUCUUUCUUACCCCUCAAAUGAAUUCUAAAUGUGUUUGUGUUCAGAGGGCCUCUGGUUUUAAUAGGCAGAAUGCUAAAAAUACAUUCACAGACCACUUUAUUAGGAACACCUAUACACCUCAGUCAUGCAAUUAUUCAGUCAUCUGGUCAUGUGGUAGCAGCACAGUGCAUAAUAUUGUGCAGAUACAGACCAAGAUCUUCAGGUAGUGGUCACAUCAAACAUCAGAAUGGUUGAAAAAUGUGAUCUCAGUGACCGUGGGAUGGUUGUUUGUUAAGGAUGAGCUAAUUUGAGUAUCUCAGAAAAUGCUGAGGCCACAGGAGUAUGGCCAGACUGCUUCAGCUGUCAGGAAGGCUAAAGAAACUCAAAUAACCAUUUUUAAUAUUUUGGUGUGUCUCACCCCUCACCAGGACUCAAUAGACUCACCCAAACUGCAUGAAAACUGGAAAAAAAGACCAGGCAACAUAUUUUUGUUUUGGUUAAUAAUACAAUUUUAUUG